AUACAGACCAGACGUUUCUGACGUCGCAGGCCUUAAUAAAUCAUUUGUGAAACAUUUCAAGGAUUAAUACUAUGCCGGAUGUUUCACCUUGUGUGUGCUACAUCCCACUGCAGCCAAUGAAUGGUGGCAAAUUCAUGUGAUCUAAGAUUGCAGUGGCCACGCCAAUGCAUUCCUUGAGACAAGCAUGAAGGCGAGGCCAUGACGAAUGUGUUUUAUAGGGACAGGGUGCAGAUGUCCAGUUUUGGCAUAAUAAUCAGCGUCCCUCCCCCUGAGCCUGUGCCAUGUUUUUUUUACCCCUGGCCUGAAACCUAGCACUUGAGAGCUCCUAAUAUAGACCCAACUGCUUUAGAGGAAAGGGUAACAAACCUACCAGAGCCACCAGCAGUUAAGAGCUUGCUGCUUUGUCAAUAACUUUUACAUGGACGUACAACAGAAUUAUGGAGCCUCCCUCACAGGUGUCAUUCCCAAAAAAGAAACAGGAAAUAAAGAAACAAGAGGCUGAUGGCACAGUCUACAUGAAUUUCAUGAAAAGUCACAGCUGCUAUGAUGCCAUUCCAACCAGCUGUAAACUGGUCAUAUUUGAUACCAAACUACAAGUGAAAAAGGCCUUUUUUGCACUGGUGGCAAAUGGCUUGAGGGCUGCGCCUUUAUGGGACAGCAAGUUACAGAGAUUUGUGGGUAUGCUGACUAUUACAGAUUUCAUCAACAUCCUCCAUUGCUAUUACAAGUCCCCUUUGGUUCAAAUGUAUGAGCUGGAGAACCACAAGAUUGAGACAUGGAGAGAUGAGUCAUCAAAUUUCCACUUACAGUGUUCCAAUCACUUCCUCAUUCACAUUUCUCCAGAGGCCAGCCUCUUUGAUGCCAUCUAUUCCUUACUUAAAAAUAAGAUCCACAGGCUGCCGGUCAUCGACCCAGAGUCUGGAAAUGUCUUGCACAUUCUCACCCACAAAAGAAUCCUCAAGUUCCUCCAUAUAUUUGGGAAAAAGGUUCCCAAGCCUGAAUUCAGAUUCAGGCAGAUCCAGGAGCUUGGGAUUGGAACUUUCAGUAACAUCGCCACUGUUCAGCAAACAGCAACGCUUUACAAAGCCCUCUCCAUUUUUGUGGAAAGGCGGGUGUCUGCACUACCUGUGGUGGACGAACAAGGCAAAGUGGUGUCACUCUACUCAAGAUUUGAUGUGAUUAAUCUAGCUGCUCAGAAGCUCUACAACAAUCUGGACAUGCCUAUGCAUGAGGUUGUUCGCAGGCGCUCAUGUUUUGUCGAAGGAGUAAUUAAGUGCUACGCCUACGAAACCUUGGAAACCAUCAUAGACCGUAUAGUCAAAUCUGAGGUCCAUCGACUGGUUCUGGUGGACAAGGCUGAUGUGGUGAAGGGCAUCAUCUCCCUGUCUGACCUGCUGCAGGCCAUGGUCUUAACCCCCGCAGGUAUUGAUGCCCUUUUUUCCUAG
Messenger RNA from Cottoperca gobio, 1445 nucleotides. RefSeq names its product protein kinase, AMP-activated, gamma 3a non-catalytic subunit (gene prkag3a). Bases 438 to 1445 code for a protein of 335 amino acids. Lineage: Eukaryota; Metazoa; Chordata; Actinopteri; Perciformes; Bovichtidae. The transcript has 12 exons. The record is from RefSeq and is a predicted model, not a curated record. Gene Ontology annotation, molecular function: protein kinase binding; protein kinase regulator activity; AMP binding. Gene Ontology annotation, biological process: protein phosphorylation; regulation of catalytic activity. Gene Ontology annotation, cellular component: nucleus; cytoplasm; nucleotide-activated protein kinase complex.